This is a messenger RNA of Aspergillus ibericus CBS 121593, 1228 nucleotides long. Its product is annotated as DXO/RAI1 family decapping nuclease. Bases 1 to 1116 code for a protein of 371 amino acids. Gene Ontology annotation, biological process: nuclear-transcribed mRNA catabolic process; NAD-cap decapping. NCBI's taxonomy places the organism in Eukaryota, Fungi, Ascomycota, Eurotiomycetes, Eurotiales, Aspergillaceae. The transcript is spliced from 8 exons. Gene Ontology annotation, molecular function: mRNA 5'-diphosphatase activity. Gene Ontology annotation, cellular component: nucleus; cytosol. The record is from RefSeq and is a predicted model, not a curated record.
AUGGACCGCAAGGCGUUCGAUAUCCAGCCUAUUGGCCGCUUUUACGAAGCCAGUGCUGCCAUCCGACGUCCGAAGGAAAUUGCAUGUUUCUCGUAUGAUGAUGAGCAUAAGUUCCAUCUUGGGGAGUCAUCCAUGAAAUUCUACUAUCCGCCGCCUCUUCCUGCGGAUCUGAACCGCGGAUUUGAGUCAUUUCAGAAGCUGGAUGAUUCAGCUGAUGAACAUCUCGACGCUUUGCUCGAGACAAUAAUGGCUCUAGAAAAGGAAACAGAGAAGCCAUGCGAAGCUGAUAUCGUCACCUGGAGAGGUAUGAUGACCAAGAUCCUUGCAGCUCCGUUUGAUCACUUAAACGGAUUUGAAAUGAACGCGACCUGUUUCCAGGUAUGUGGAUGGCCCUUCAUCGAAGAGAAUAACAGCUAUAAGAAUGAGCAAAAACAUAUUCAAAAGAACCAGCGAAUGCCUCCGGGGAUGGCUUCCCAGGAUCUGAUGGCUUACUGGGUAGGUUAUAAAUUCGAGGCCUUGUCUGUACUUAACCAGCCGUGGGAUUCGACUCCUCGCAAAGAGAUUGAGGGUCGUGAAGAGCUUAUCGUGAACAACAAUGCCCAAUAUUGUUCAGUGGUCCGCACCGCAAUAGGCCGUACACGGCUAGUCAUCGGUGGGGAGGUAGAUGCCGUUUGGGACUGCAAACCGGAUCGAAAGGAAGACCCUAUUCAUUGGGUGGAACUCAAGACCUCAGCCGAGAUAAGGAAUGAUCGGGACAUGGUUAAAUACGAAAGAAAGCUUCUCAAGUUCUGGGCUCAGUCGUUCUUGCUCGGAGUGCCCAAAAUCAUCGUCGGCUUUCGUGACCAGCAAGGCAUUGUCCAUCGUCUAGAGGAGCUCGAGACCGCCUCAAUACCAGUAAAAGUCAAAAAGAUUGGCCGAGGAACUUGGGACGGAAAUAUCUGCAUCAAUUUUGCUGCUGCAUUCCUCGAGUGGCUCAAAACCACCAUCCACGAAGAAGGCACCUGGAGAAUACGCAAACGCGAGAAGUCGUCGCUUAUUGAAGUCUUCAAAAUGGAAGAGAGCGGGACUGGCGAUAUCAUCUCCCCGGCCUUUUCGGUCUGGAGAUCGAAAACAUGAGCCAUGAAAUCGCUAGACCAUUGAUUCUUCCCUAUCUCAAAUGGUCCAGUCUAUAUGAACUUCUUUCCGAAGGAAGAGAAGCUUAAUAAUAACCAAGCAGCUGCGCAGACGA